Messenger RNA from Symbiodinium necroappetens, 789 nucleotides. The record is from the annotation of a GenBank genome assembly. NCBI's taxonomy places the organism in Eukaryota, Dinophyceae, Suessiales, Symbiodiniaceae.
AUGGUUCUCAUCCCAAAGGACGAGGUGACCGGCGCGGCUGCCGAGGUUUGCCUUCCUUACUUCCACGGAGGCAUCGCAGGCCGCAAUGCGUGGCAGGCCCUCAAACACAUUGAGGCCUCGUGGGAUGAAGAGGCCAUUUUGGUCUCUUCCGACUUCGAAAAGUGCUUCGACAACGUUGUGCCGGCAUUGGCUCUGGACAACCUGCGCAGACAUGGCUGCCCAGAGGCCACUGUUCUUGGAGCUUCUUUUCGUGAGGAUGCAUUGCCCGAGGUGACUGGCCCGACGACGAUAAUUCCGCAGUUGCUGUGGGGCUUUUGGUGGAACCCGCGCUCCGCCGACGCGGUGAAAGACUUCCACAAACUCACGACCCUUGUGAAGCGGGCCCUGGAUGUUGUACAGCAAGGAUCCAGGGAUCUUUGGCUGCCAUUGGAUGGACGUGGGUUUUGCUUUGAGAAUGACGUCGGCAGCGGCGUUCUUCAAGGCGGAUGUUUUUUGGCGAGGACUGGGGCUCACACCUGGCAGCAUGCUGUGGUCGGUGACUUCGAUCUGUCGGGGCGACGACACGAGCUUGCAGACCUCAUCCCCGAUGACGUUGGCUACGACGAAAACGUGCUCAAGGCGGCCAUCAAGCUUUACAACGGAUGCAUCGGAUGCCUCUUCAGGGCGCUGGAUCGUGUCUCGUGCAGUGUACCCUCUGCGGGCACGAUGGAGUUCCCAUCUGGUGGCACGUUGUGUGGUGCUGCUCCUGCUUGUGGCAAGGGUUUCGUCUUGGCAAAUGCCGUGGUGAAG